Molecule: messenger RNA, 6824 nt
Organism: Nymphaea colorata (pocket water lily)
Lineage: Eukaryota; Viridiplantae; Streptophyta; Magnoliopsida; Nymphaeales; Nymphaeaceae
Exons: 20
Coding region: 162-6038 (1958 amino acids)
Biological process (GO): endosomal vesicle fusion; protein targeting to vacuole
Cellular component (GO): HOPS complex; late endosome
Molecular function (GO): protein binding
Source: RefSeq, a predicted model, not a curated record
GACCAGAUCCGACCUCGGUCCCCCGCAGUCAGACCGGCUUGCUGUUCCCGGGAUUUCAUUUCCGGUGUGCGUCGGUUCCUUCGCCUCCAAUUUUCCCACGAAAGAACGAAAGGGAGGAGGACGGCGAAGCCUCGUUAUCUCCGGGACGGGGCUCGCCGACGAUGGCUGGGAGACGGACGCAGUUGGAGCUCGAUCUGAACUCGCUUCUCCAGUCGCAGAAUAGCGACGGCGACGACGACGACGACGAAGGCGCGGUCGUCGCCCAUCGGACCGUCGACGACAUCCUCAACGACUCCGCGGAUUCGUUCUCCUCUUCAUCUUCCUCAUCCCCUUCCUCGCCUCGCUCUGAGCUUCCCUUUCGCCCUCUCUUCCCUCCAAAACCUGAAUCCGACACCCUAGAAGUUCGUGCUCCGGGAGUUGAUUCCGAGGUCGAUCCGGAGGUUUCGACUGCGGACAGCCCGAAAUCGGACAAAUCGGAGGACAAAACCAGCGUCAUCAGCUUGCCGCGCUCGGUUUUCUCCGAGUCGAGGCUCGGAUUCUUGAGGAGGAAGCCCGGGGAUGGAGAUCUUUCUGCGAAGAUUACGCCGGCGCGCGGAAGUUCGCCAUUGCCGUCGCUCUUUGGGGUUAUCAAGCCGAAUCCUAGGCCCGGAGCUGCUCUCGCAGCGGCUGCCGCUGCUUCCAGGUCGGUUCCAACUCCUCAUGCUGCUGCGAUCAAGUUUAGGAGGACUUCUCUUCAAAGAGCGGCCGCGUCAGAGGAAAACGCCUCAUUUUCAGCAGUAGGAGAGGAAAAUGAGCAGGAGGAGUUGGUGAAGGGAGAAGGUGAAGAAGAUGAAAAGGGUCUGGCCAGAAGGGAUGCUGAAGAAUCUGCACCUCCAGUUGAUGCCUUGGGUGCUAAGGAGGGAAAUUCUUCUGUUCCUGAUGCGGAAAUUGAUAAAGAAGACGUCAAGGACAAUGGCGGGAAUAAGUUUGUUGAGGUCUCCUUGAAGGGGCCAGAAGGUCAUGAAAUGCUAAACGGAGAAGUUCCUGAUGCUUCAACCCAGGCGUUGGUGGAGGAAUUGAAUCUGAAUGAUAGAAUUGCCGUCGGGAACGAUCCACACUCCGUUAGUGGCAGCAUUGAGGAAGGAUCCUUGGACACACCGUUAAAACGGUCUGAAUCAGUUCAACUGAAUGACAUCCUGAUCGCGACUGCGACUAAAUUGAGCCCAGAGAUGACAGCUACGGAUUCGCCUAAAGUUGAAGAGAGAGAAGCCGAGACUUCGAGAAUGGAUGCGGAAGAAUUUGCAGACGACAGGUCUGUUUUGUCAGAUAGUAAGAAAUCAUCGAAAGGACAGGGUAAGAAAUUAAAGCCAGUGAUGAAGCCGCUUGAAGUAGCUGAAGAGCUUGAGAAGAAGAACGCGUUUUCUGGACUUCACCUAGAAGAGGGCGCUGCAGCUCAGCCAAUGAGGCUUGAAGGUAUUCGAAGAGGACCGCCAGCAGUUGGGUAUUUGCAGAUCAACACUGACAAUGCUAUCACUCAUGCUAUCUCUUCAGAGACAUUCAGGCGUGAGCAUGGCUCCCCUCAGUCGUUGGCAGUUCAUAUGAACUACAUCGCUGUGGGCAUGUCAAAAGGCACCGUUCUUGUGAUGCCCAGCAAGUACUCUCCUCAUAGUGCUGAUAACUUGGAUUCAAAGGUGUUUAUGCUCAGCUCUCAAGGUGACAAAUCUCAUUCACCAGUCACUUCCUUGUGCUUCAGCCAGCAAGGAGAUCUGCUGCUGGUUGGAUAUGGGUCUGGAAACCUAACAGUUUGGGAUGUGCAGAAAGGAUCUGCUGUUAAAACAAUAGCAGAACAUAAUGCACCAGUCAUACAUACACUUUUCCUUGGUCAGGAUUCACAAGUCACUCGUCAAUAUAAGGCAGUUACUGGUGAUUGUAAGGGGCUUCUUCUUCUACAUGCCUUCUCAGUGUUUCCAUUGCUCAAUACAUUCUCUGUUAAUACUAAGUGUCUUCUUGAUGGUCAGAGGACAGGAACUGUUUUAUGUGCAUCUGCUCUUCUGUCCGAUGAAUUUCGUUGGGCUUCAUUUGCAAGUGGACAUGGCAGUGCUACAGGGUCUCCUGGUGGUAUUGGGAGCAUGAUGGGUGGUGUUGUUGGAGGUGGAGUUGGGGGAGAAGCAGGAUGGAAGCUCUUCAGUGACGGUUCUCCUGAGAAGGAAGGUGUAGUUAUAUUUGUCACUCACCAAAAUGCUCUGGUGGUAAGGCUCUAUCCAAGUUUAGAGGUCUAUGCACAGCUUUCUAGGCCAGAUGGAGUUCGUGAAGGUGCCAUGCCUUACACAGCUUGGAAGUGUGUAAUAAACUCUUCAGCAUCCUCUUCUGAGGAAUUGGGUAGGGCUUCAUUUCUUGCAAUGGCAUGGGACCGAAAAGUACUUGUAGCUAGGCUGGUAAAAUCAGAACUAAAAACAUUAAAAGAAUGGCUGAUUGACAGUCCAGCAGUUGGUUUGGCAUGGUUGGAUGAUCGGAUGUUGGUGGUGCUGACUUUGAAAGGGCACCUCUGUCUAUUCACAAAGGAAGGAGAUGAGCUUCACCGUACUAAUUAUCUUAUAGAUGGUUCUGCGAUUGAUGACAUGAUUGUAUAUCAUACUCACUCUACAAAUAUUUUUGGAAAUCCUGAGAAAGCUUGCCAUAACUCAAUAGCUGUAAGAGGCGCUACCAUAUAUGUACUUGGUCAGACGCAUCUUGUUGCUUCUAGACUUCUUCCUUGGAAAGAGCGAGUUAGAGUCUUGCAAAAGGCUGGUGAUUGGAUGGGCGCCUUGGACAUGGCAAUGAAGCUUUACGAUGGGCACUCACAUGGAGUAAUUGAUCUUCCAAGAACUACCGAUGCUAUCAGGGAAUCCAUAAUGCCAUUUCUGGUAGAGUUGGUGACAGGAUAUGUUGAUGAAGUAUUUUCCUAUAUAUCAGUGGCAUUCUGUAGUCAGAUUGAAAAACUUCAACUUGCUGACAACACAAAAGAAAAUCCUUUCCACACAGAAAUCAAUGAGCAAUAUGCUCGUGUUGGUGGUGUUGCUGUAGAAUUCUGUGUCCACAUAAAUAGGAUUGACAUCUUGUUUGAUGAUAUCUUCACCAAAUUUACUGCUGUUCAGCAAGGAGGUACAUUUUUGGAGCUUUUGGAACCAUAUAUUUUGAAGGACAUGCUUGGAUGUCUACCACCUGAGAUAAUGCAAGCACUUGUGGAGCACUAUAGUAGGAAAGGAUGGUUGCGACGUGUUGAGCAGUGUGUUCUUCAUAUGGACAUUUCCUCUUUGGAUUUUAAUCAGGUGGUGAGGCUAUGCAGGGAGCAUGGAUUAUACAGUGCACUGAUAUAUCUUUUUAAUAGAGGUUUGGAUGAUUUUAAGACACCUUUAGAAGAGCUGUUAAUUGUUGCACAAGACAGCCAAAGAGGAGAUGCUGUUGGAAUUGGGUACCGGAUGCUGGUCUAUUUGAAGUAUUGCUUUCAGGGUCUUGCAUUUCCUCCUGGGCAAGGUGCACUUCCAAGCUCUCGCUUACCAUCAUUAAGGAAAGAAUUAAUUGAAUUUCUUUUAGAAAAUUCCAGCAACCACAAUUCACAAUUUGUGACAAUCUUCAAGUCAUUGCUUGGAUCAUGCUUGAAUCUUUACUAUCUUUUGUGGCUGGACACUGAAGCUACUCUUGAGGUUCUUCGAUGUGCUUUCUUUGAAGCUGAACCGCAAAGACCAGAUAAUCCUUUACGUGAAUUGGGAGACAUGGUUACUGAAGAGAACAAGGAUGGGCAAGUUGCCAAUAAAACAGAGGAUCAGACAUUGAUGGCGCAAAAUAUCACAAAUGCACUGAUUAGGGUUCUUGAUAUUGAGGUGCCAGGCGUGGAUAAAUCAGUUAGUACUGAUGGUUAUGGAUGCUUAGAUCUGUGGCCUUCGACGAAAGAACAGGGUUAUCUUCUAGAGUUCAUAGCUUGUUUUGUUGUUUUCCAGCAAGCUACCAUUCCACAAAAUAUAUUUAAUCGUAUUUUAGUGUAUUUGACAUCUGAGAUGGAUACAUCCUCAAGGUCUGUUGGAGAAGGCCCUGUAAUCUAUGUGCAGCAAAAACAGGUUCUUGCUCUUUUAGAAGCAGUGCCAAAAACAGAGUGGGAUUCAUCUUAUGUACUCCAAAUUUGUGAACAGGCUCAGUAUUACCAGGUAUGCAGCUUAAUACAUAGGCAAAGAGGCCAGCAUGUUGCAGCUCUAGAUACUUAUAUAAAGGACAUGGAUGAACCUAUUCAUGCAUUUGCUUUCAUUAGCAAUAUGCUCCUGCAGCUGAAAGAUGCUGAACAUUUUUCCUUUAAGUCAGCAGUCAUCUCUCGUAUACCAGAACUAGUAAAACUGAGCAGAGAGGGUGCAUUCUUUUUGGUCAUUGAACACUUCAGUGAAGAGGUUGAACAGAUGUUAUCCAUACUACAGCCUCAUCCAAAGUGCUUGUUUCUUUAUCUAAAAACCGCAGUUGAAGUUCACUUAUUUGGUGCACUCAAUUUUUCUGCUUUGACAAGGGAAGAGAUUCUAGUUUCUCCUUUCUAUGGACUGAAGUUCACAGAUCAGUCAGAGGAACUUCAGGCUUAUUUACAGCGACUGUCUAGCUUCCCUAAAAUCAUAUGCAAUAAUCCUAUUGAUGUCACUGAUGAAAUGGCAGAACUUUAUCUCGAGCUCUUGUGUCAAUUUGAACCUGGUUCAGUUCUAAGGUUCCUUCAGACUUAUGAAAACUACAGAUUGGAGCACUGUCUCCGUCUUUGCCAGGAAUAUGGGGUGACUGAUGCAGCUGCUUUCUUACUGGAAAGGGCUGGUGAUGUGACAAGCUCCUUAUCACUUAUUUUGUCUGGUAUUGAUUCCCAUUUAGACAAUAUUUACUCCAUUAUUCAAAGUAAAGUUGCGGAAACAACUACUCUUGUUAGUGAGUCAGAGCAAUUGAAUACCAUUUUAAGUACACCAGAGGUUAGAUCUCUUUGCAACAUUCUGCAUUCUUGUAUAGGCCUGUGCCAGAGGAACACAUCACGUCUGGAUUCUCAAGAGUCAGAGUCUUUGUGGUUCCUCUUGUUGGAUUCAUUCUGCAAUCCAUUAAGGCAUCUGUUUGGACCUGGAAACGUCUUCAAGUCUAAGGCUAAUUCUAGUGGAAUAGAAGAUAACAAUUCUGACAAACACAAUAUGAGGAUUCCAGAGUCUGAAAGAGCUGCCUGUAUUUCCAGAAGAAUGGUCUCCCAGUUUGUACGUGAAAUUAUUGAAGGAAUGGUGGGCUAUAUACCGCUUCCAACCAUCAUGACAAAGCUUCUUUCUGAUAAUGGAGGCCAGCAUUUUGGUGAUUUUAAGGCAACUAUACUGGGUAUGCUGGGAACCUAUGGCUAUGAACGUAGAAUCCUGGACACUGCUAAGAUUCUGAUUGAGGAUGACACAUAUUAUAUCAUGAGCUUACUUAAGAAGGGGGCAUCACAUGCAUAUGCUCCACAAAGCUAUACCUGCUGCAUAUGUGGUAGCUCACUGACCAAGGAACCUUCAAUAUCAGGAGUCCAUCUUUUCCACUGUGGGCAUGCAGUGCAUGUCCAAUGUGAAGGUGGGGGAAAUGAAUCGAACAAGAAUUCAGUUGAGUGCCCCAUCUGUAUGCCAAAGAAGAACCCGUCUCGAGCUAGAAGCAAGUCCAUCCUUGUAGAAUAUGGAUUGGUAAAAAAUUCCCCAAGAUCUCAACAUAGACAAGGUAGUGUUCCUAUCCAGCCAUUACAUGAAUCUGAUCUCAUUGAGAGACCUUAUGGGCUUCAACAAAUAUCCCGGUUUGAUAUCUUGAAGAAUCUUCAAAAGGUUCAAAGAACACUUCAGAUUGAUACGCUGCCUAGACUGAGGCUUGCACCACCUGCUAUUUAUCAUGAGAAGGUUAAGAUGACCCCUGAUGUUUCCAUAGGAGAAGGAAGUAGUUCUGCCGUGAAACCUGAGAAACCAAGCAGAUUUCUGCAAUUGAAGAAUCUUAAACCAAGAGGCUCUUCGUUCCAGUUUCCCUUAAGAUCCACUAUAUUUGUUAAUGAGAAAAGUAGGAGAUAAUGAUGUGCUCCGUUGUUCCUGAAAGAAUGCGUUCCACAAGCAUAUCAGGCUUGCUGACGUAAGUUGGGAUUGAUAGUGACAACUUGACAUGUCUUUUCAAAGGAGCAAGUAUGAAAAUCACUCAAGCAUAUAAUGGUGCUAUGCAACUUUAGUUUAUAAGGAAGCAUUUUAUGGUGCCAGGCUAAGUGAAGUUGCCCAUUGAUUGAUCGGAAAUCUAUCAUAGUGCUGCCUAUGCUCAGGCAGAUCAAAGUUGUGAUUAAUUGAUUGGAAAUCCGUCGAGAUCUGUGAAACCAGAAACGUCUGCAGGAAAUUUUGAGAAUCAUGCAAAGAAUGAUCAGCUCAUUGAUGACUACUCAAGCCAUCCCUAUGUAAGUUGCCAGUGGCGGAGAGCUACAGGGAUUCCUUGACAUAAUGGGGCAGACAAAACGUGGUUGGUAACUUGGUUUCAUUCUCAAUCCUCAAAAUUUGUCAGUAAAUAUGACAUGAGCAUGCAAGCGUAUAUAGAUCAGUUUCAAAUCGGAUCAACAUCACUUAUUGUUCCCUUUGGCAGAUAGCUCAUCCCAGAAGCUUAGAUAGUUACAAGUCAACCACCUUCGUACAGUCAAACUUCGGUAAUUUUAGAGCGUGUUAACAUCUUAACAAAGGUCAAAUUUUUUCCUCUUCUAGCAUAGGAUCUUAAUGAUAUGGAAUCUUUUCUGUACAUUUUGUUGGUUUCCACCAAGUGAUGAAAAUAUUGUAUAUUAAGUUUUAUUGCAAAUAAUAAUAUCAAAAUGCAAUUUUGAAGUC